UUUUAUUUAUCAGUCGGGUGUAGAUUAUCAAUUAUUCUUAGUUACCAUAAUUUUAGAAAUAUUCUAACUAUAAAGUUCCAAAACAACCAUGAAAGUUAACGUAUUGUUAAAAAAGGCGAUUGCUGUGCGAUUUUACUAUACCUAGAUGAUUAAGUAAAUGUGAAUAAUAAAUAUUAUUGUAAUCUACUUAACCAGGUGGUUAAAAUGCUUUAAGGUAUAAAGGUAUUUGAUCAAAAGCGGCUCAGAAAAAUAAUGACCCGGAUUUUGGAUAAGGAAGGAAAAAAAAUGAAAAUCCUACCAGCUGAGACUACAGAGAGGUGGACUAUUCCUCUAUGGGGCGAUGUCCAUAAGAAUAAUCCUCAACAAGCCCUUUUAUAUGAUGCAGACCCUAAAAUAUGGAUGAAAAAUACAAAAUACGACAUAUCUCGAUUGGACUGCGACUCAAAAAAAACAAGAAACUAUCAGAAAAAGCCUUCACAGAAUAAAUCCAAAAUGUGGAAACAUCAACUCAGAGCAAUACUAUGGAAGAACUUUCUGAUUCGCAAGAGACACUGGUUACUCACAAUAAUGGAAGCCACAAUACCCAUACUAAUAUUCCUAAUGGCUGCCUAUGGAAGAAGUAAGAUUACUUCAAUAUCCAAGGUGACCAUUCAAGAUGUCACGAUCAAUGAGAAAGAGGAAAUCACAUUCGACAAACCCGGUUUCGAUUUGGCGGAUACUUUGUUUUUCUACAGCCCUUCUAAUGAAUACUUUGAUGAUUUGAUACAUCGAGUACAGGAAAAGUUCCAAGUCCCUAGCAAUACUAUUCAGGGAUUUAAGAAUGAGCAUCGGUUGCUAGAACAGUUUGCGAAAACCAGCAACAGCUCUGUUAUUCCUAUUAUUUUCCAUUCUGCUGCUGGGUCGCCUAAUUUGGAAUACACCAUUAGACAACCACAAAAAAGAUCGUCCGAAGACUUUUCGUGGGAAACUAGCCAAAUGUACUCGAACACAAUGGGAUAUAGACCAGGAAUGGGAACUCCAUACUUGUAUCAAGGGUUCCUAGCCCUACAAAAAUCCAUAGACAUGUCGUUUAUCGAAAAGGAAAAGGAAAAACAGGGAGGUAAACUUCCCAAAACCGACAUUCAACUGCAGGAAUUUCCAUAUCCUCCAUAUAAAUUGGACAGCGGAAUGUCUAACUUUUUCAUGAACCUUUUGCCCUUGAUGACAUUGUUCAGUUUCCUAUUUGUGAUUCCCUUAGUACUAAAAAGGAUAGUUGAGGAAAAAUAUACCGGAAUCAAGGAAUUAAUGAAAAUGGUAGGCAUACAAACUUGGAUGUUAUGGCUGGGAUGGUUCAUACACAGCGUAUUACCGAUGCUAGUAUCAAUAACCUUUAUUGUAAUUCUUUUAAAAGUUGAUAUAUUUGAGGCAGGGUACGCUGCCAUUGAAUAUACAGAUGGGACGAUACUUUUUGCGUUUUUGCUGCUUUAUAUCUUCGCAAAUACGAUAGUGUGCUUUUUUAUCAGCACAUGGACCCACAGACCCUUUCUGUCGACAUUAUUGGGACAAUUAUUUUUAAUUGUUUUGUCUUACAUACUCCCUAAAUUUCUCAUUGGUAAAAAGCCUGAAGUCCCAUUUUCGACAAGUAUUUUGCUAAUGUUAUUCCCAAAUAUGGGACUGCAUUAUGGUUUUCUUGCUAUACAACAAUACGAAGUUAGAGAAAUUGGUGUAAAUUGGUCAAACUUCCACCAACCUGGAGCAAACGGUUCCAACGACAUUUCAAUGUUUAACGUAUUUGUUAUGCAGAUAAUCGAUUGCUUCAUUUACAUGUUGCUGGCCCUCUAUGUAGACGCUAUAAAUCCUGGAAAAUAUGGCAUGCCAAAAUCCAUAUUUUUCCCUUUCAAAAAAUUGCUUAGCUUUUUCAAAGGGCAUAAUGAUGUUGAUAUUGAAAAAGGAGCAGAGUCCUUCCAUUUGCAAGAUCACGAAAAAUCAAAACUAACUAAAGGUAUCGAAUUAAUAGAUUUGCAGAAAAAAUACGGCAAGAAGACUGUAGUUAAAAAAUUAAAGAUGGAAAUCUACCAAGAUCAAAUUACGGUGCUGCUGGGUCAUAACGGUGCCGGAAAAUCUACUACAAUGGGAAUGAUAACCGGUAUGAUCAAAAAAACAGCUGGCACAAUCAUUAUCAACGGAAAAGAAGUACAAUCCAGAUCUGACAUAACCGAAUCACUCGGUCUCUGCCCGCAAGAGAACUUAUUUUUUCCUACCUUGACUGUGGCAGAGCAUUUGAUGUUUUUUGCAAUGUUGAAAGGCAAAAGUUGUCAAGAAUCUGAACACGAAAUACAAGACCUUUUACCCAAAUUACAUCUUAGUGACAAAAAAGACUCUUUGGCUCACAAACUGUCUGGCGGUAUGAAAAGAAAGCUUUGCCUUGGAAUGGCAGUUGUUGGAGGAUCAAAGAUUUUGAUACUGGAUGAACCAUCGUCAGGAAUGGAUCCGCAAUCUCGUAGAGAAAUGUGGGAUUUGCUACAUAACUGGAGAAAUGAAAAAACAAUUCUAAUCACCACACAUUUUAUGGAAGAAGCUGAUGCGCUUGGCGACUGGAUUGCUAUUAUGAACGAAGGAGAACUAAAAUGCUAUGGUACCCCAAUGUAUCUAAAGAAGCUAUAUGAAACUGGUUCCAAUUUGAUUCUACUUAUUAAAAAAGACAAAGAUGUUACAGAGGCGGUUGAAAACCUUGAAAAAGUAAUAAAGACCGAAUUCAACUCAGCAAAAUGCAAAGGUAUCAACGGCCAUGAGGUCCGAUUCUUACUUCCUGAAGGCAACUACAUUAAAUUGUUUGAAUUCUUGGAAUCCAACAAGGACAAAUAUGGCAUUGAAAAUAUUUCUUUCACUUGCACCACUCUUGAAGAUGUGUUUUUGAGUCCCAAAGUGACUGAGCACGAGGAAGAUGAUGAAUAUGUUAACAGCGACUUGAGAUCCAUUGCAAGAUCAAAAGAAUCUGCCUUCUACCUGACCUUGAAAGCUUUACUUUUCAAGAGAUACCAAUUCAUUUUCAGAAAAUCCAUGUUUUACAUAAUUCCAACUCUUGUGGCUUUUCUUUUUAUCGGAUUGUGCGUCUAUAUGGGUUCCCAAAAACAAGAUUAUACAGGUGAUAGUGGACCUCCCUUGAAAAUGUCUUUGAGCACUUACGGCAAAACAACAGUUUAUUUAAAUACUACUGGUGACUCUGAAAUUGGCAAAAUUUACGAGCGAUUGGUUUCAGAUCAGAAUGGCAAGUUGAAUUUUGCCAGUGAUGUUUCUCGAAGUAUUAUCGCAGCAGGUACAGAGAAUUUGCCCUAUUACCAUCAGCACAUGAUUGCAGCAGCUGAAAUUUCUACAAGAGAGUCUAGAGGACAAAAAAUAAUCGAGGCUGUAGCCCUAUUUAACAACUUUCCACUACACUCUGCACCAAUUUCCUUCAACCUGCUAACCAAUACUAUUGCAAAAUAUACCUUGGGAGAUCAGUACUCAAUUUUAACCACAAACUACCCACUGGGUUUCAAGAACAAGGAUAAUGCUACAGACAAUGUGGACGUUGUUGAAAUUAUUAUCUUAUGGCUAGCAGUGAUGCCUUGGGGGUUCCUAUUCUUUGUUGGCAGUUUCAUCUAUUUCCCCUACGUGGAAAUGUCUACAAAGUUCACUCAACUUCAGUUCAUGUGCGGAGUGAGACCUGCUGUUUAUUGGCUGACUACUUUUGCUGCCGAUUUUGUUAUUUAUUUGCUAUUUGCACUCGUAAUGUGUCUUAUUUAUACUUUAUGCUGGACACCUUUCCGUGGAAUUAAAGAAUUUGGUGCACUCUAUUUAGUCCUAGCAUUGUACGGCGCAUGCGCAAUACCCUACUCCUACUUAUUUGCCAGAUUGAAAUCAUUUGCCUCAGCUUACUCACAUUUCAUCACAAUUGGAUCAUUUACGGGAAGUCUCUUAACGAUUGGCGUAAUGGCUUUACAAGAAGUUCCCGAAGGAGGUUAUAAACAAGCGGGCAACAUUCUAAAUGUAAUAUUUUUGAUAACUUGUCCCCAAUACGGUCUUAUUUAUUGGGGCCUAAGGUUCUCACUCAAGGUCAUUGAGAAUUACAACUUUGAUCACAGUGAUGAGCUGCGUCGUCUUGUAAUAUGCUCUAGCGAUCAAAGAAAUCCUUGUUGCGAUGGAAUCGGGCCUGCUUGUGAUGCUUGGAAGAGCUACAGGAAUUCUGAAAUUUAUUAUAUGCUUUUAUGUGCUGUGAUUUAUCUUCUUGUGAAUAUGAUACUAGAUAGUUAUUUGAGAAAAAGAGUUAUGAAUUGGAUUCGUAAUAUCUUCACCAAGCAUUACAAUAGGAUACCAAAUCCUCCAGACACUGCCGAAGAAUUAGCUGACCACGGUACUUUACGAGUAAAAAAAUUAAAGAAGUUUUAUUCGGGCAAGCAAGUAGUCAAGGAUGUGAGCUUGAAUUUGAAGAAAGGACAAUGCUUGGGUAUUUUGGGAGUUAAUGGAGCAGGCAAAACAACCACGUUCAAAAUGUUAACCAGGGAAGAAGUUAAAGAUAAUGGGGAUAUCAAAAUUAAUGCUCAUAGUGUUGAAAAUGAUGAGUAUUUGAAGAGGUUAGGGUAUUGUCCACAGAACGACGCGUUGAACUAUUCCUUAACGGGAAGGGAUAUUUUGAAAACCAUGGCUAUGUUACGAGGAAUACAAGAUGAUCUGAUAGUUGAUCAAUUUUUGGAUUUAUUCGGUCUGAAAAAAAUCGCCGACAUCAAAUGUGAACAUUACAGCGGCGGUAACAAGCGCAGACUGAGCUUUGCAGUUGCCGUGAUCGGUUUCCCAGAUUUCAUUUUGCUGGAUGAACCAACCAACGGCGUCGACCCAUUAUCCAGGCGGAAGUUUUGGUCUCUGAUUAAAAAAAUCCGAGACAUGAAACAAAACUCGUUUAUUUUGACAUCACACAGUAUGGCCGAAUGUGAGGCUGUAUGCAACGACUUAAAAAUUAUGAAAGAAGGAACUAUAAAGAAGGAAGGUCCAAUAGCUCAACUAAAGAAUGAAGUAUGCGGCUUUAAUGUGAUGCUAAAGCUCAAACAAGGUAAUGAUGCAGGCUAUGAUGACGUAGAUGGAGGACCAGGCAGACCACAAAUCACAACCAUUACUGAGCUGAAGGAUCAUCUUCAGGAGAAAUUUCCAACUGGAAAAAUCAGAGACGAGCACUCAGGCAUGAUUCAUUAUUAUAUAGAAUCUAAAGAAAAAAGAUGGUCGCAACUUUUUGGCCUGUUUGAAGAACUAAAGCUGAAAUCCACAUUGAUUGAAGAUUAUGCUAUCAGUGAAGCUUCUUUGGAGGAUGUAUUUUUGAAUGUCGCGAGAAACGACGAUGAUAAUGAUGAGGAGGAAAAACUGUGAAAAGUGAGAGAAAUCCUCCAAGAUUGUGUUAUAUAUGUUUGCUUUUACCCUGGCCCUAUAAAAAAUCACAGACACUCCGGGAAAUAAAAUUUUCAGUGCGGUGCAUCGAUUUAUAGGGUGUGAAAAAUGAGUUAAUUUUUACAAUUUAUAUGAUAAUUUUGAUUAGAAAUGUUAAAUUUACUACUGUUGGUGAUAAAUAUUUGAAUCUGUGAUACAUUUUGAAGGUUAAUAAACUUAUCAUAAUGUCUAAAAUUUCAAGGCUUGUAUAAGUAUUAUUUUGUCAGUUACUUUAUACAAAAAAAAAAAUUGACAGUAUAUGUUGAAUUUGUGUAUAAAAGCCAAACUUUUGGUAAUUACUAAUUAGAGGUAAGUAUACUUAUGGCAGCUAAAUAAAAAUGCAUAAGAUGUUUCGAAAAAGUUAUAUGCCCGUAUUACAUCUGUGUAUUUUUCCACGUAUUUAUUCAUGUAGUUCAGGGUGCCAACAUUAUUUUGUUUUUCAUAAUGCUGAUUUAUGUUGCGUUUGAAGUUUUUUGGUUGUCACCCUGAACUCCAUGAAUAAAUACACAGAUGUAAUACAGGCAUUACUCAAGUAAAUUUUCAAUCACUACUGCAAGCUUUUUGCUUAUACAUACUUGGGAAAAUCAAGUUAUUUUCAAUUGUCAGUAUAGCUCUAAAAUAAGAUAUUUAGGUGCACUUAAUGGCAAAGCACUUUAAUCAAAUGCUAAUAUUAACAAUAAUUUCACAAAAAUCCUCUAUUUUGUCUACAAAUGUUUUUUUCAAUUUUAGUCCAAGUCGAAUUCUAGCAAAAUGUGGAUAGCCAUACAAUUUUUAUUCAAAAUAGAAGGAAAAUUCACGUCCUGAAUGGAAAAGUCUUGUUUUGUUAACAUCUAUAAAUAAAUAUCUAAGUUGUAUUGGUGUAUUUUCAAUUAUUGGGAAUCAAUUAAUAAAGGCAUUAAUUUACUUAAUGUAUUGUGUAACAUAUUUUUAUAGGUAUUUCACAUAACAAUAAAAUAUAAAUAAAGUGUUUUGAUAUAA
Messenger RNA from Ceutorhynchus assimilis (cabbage seed weevil), 6411 nucleotides. The record is from the annotation of a GenBank genome assembly. Lineage: Eukaryota; Metazoa; Arthropoda; Insecta; Coleoptera; Curculionidae.